Molecule: messenger RNA, 2671 nt
Organism: Cyprinus carpio (common carp)
Lineage: Eukaryota; Metazoa; Chordata; Actinopteri; Cypriniformes; Cyprinidae
Product: adhesion G-protein coupled receptor F3-like
Exons: 8
Coding region: 253-1956 (567 amino acids)
Source: RefSeq, a predicted model, not a curated record
AAUGGAAUAAUCAAAUAUACAGCAGAUUUCACUGUUGAUUGUCAGGCAGAAGGCAAACCAAGUUCACUUGAGGCCAGCUGCACUUUAGAGAACUCUUUGAAUCAGCUGCGAAAUCACACAAUAAGAGUACCAAUCAUUUACCCCAGUGACCUGUUUUGUGCAGAGGAAGAAAUUCAAGGGAGAAAAUGGCCAAAAACAAAGAAUAAUGAAACAGCCAUUAUAGAUUGUACUGCAACAGGGAGACAGGGCUUAAUGAAACGCAAAUGCACUGGAAAAACAUGGGGGGAAGAACUCUCUCUUUGUGUUAAAGUAGUCCUGAAUAGUGUAGCUUCGCAAGCAAAGGAUUUUGAAAAAGGACUUGGAGCAACACAAGAAGGCGCUCAGUUUAUCUUUCAGAGCUUGAAAAAUAACACAGCUGAAGACGAUGAGAACACUUUUGGUGACGUCAAGACUGCUGUUUCUGUUUUCGAAACUAUGAACAAGGCAUCAGUAAACAUGGCACUAGGCGAGAACCUUCUUGCAGAUUUCAUCGACUCCGCUAGCAGCAUGUUGAACGUAACCUGGGAAGUGGGAGACAAGGAAGAGAGCAGUUCACUGGCUUCACAAUAUCUGUCAUCGGUAGAAGGCCUUGUGAAAAGCAUCCGAAUAAAUGCUAGUGAGGGUUACAACUCCUCAAACAUUCAGCUUCAGAUCUGCCGAAACGGCAGCUCUUGCAACAAAACCGUUUUCAACGUGGACGUUGAGCUGAAUGCCACAGCAGAUAUGGUGAAAACAGUAGGAUUGCAGAGCUUGGCCAACCGUCUGCCAAAUCUGGGCUACGAGGGUGCAUCGUUUCCUAGCAUAGUCGUAUCCAGCACAGUUGAGAACAACACUCAGCCGUCGGUGAACAUCAGAAUGGCAUUUCCAAAUGAAGUGGACAGCAAGGCCACGAUGACCUGCGUUUUUUGGAACGUCACUGAGCAAAGAUGGUCAAAUGAGGGCUGUGAAUACGUUAAAGGCCCCGGGAACCUUGCCUACUGUGAAUGCAACCAUCUUACCUCCUUCUCCAUGCUCAUGUCUAAGCAUGCAGUAAGCAUGCCUUUUCUAGAUCAGCUCACGUAUGUCGGACUGGGAGUCUCCAUAUGCUCUCUUAUCGUCUACAUCAUCAUCGAGUGUUUGGUCUGGAGCGCUGUAGUCAAAUCCAACCUCUCCCAUUUCCGGCACACUGCUCUCCUCAACAUCUCUCUGUGUCUGCUUUUGGCCGACUGCAGCUUCUUAGCUUCCUCCUUCCCAUCAAUCCUAAAUGAAACCUUGUGCCUUGUUUUGGUGGUGGCGAAGCAUUACUUCUUCCUUGCAAUGUUCUUUUGGAUGCUGUGUCUGAGCAUCAUGUUGGUCCACCAGCUCAUUUUCGUCUUCAGCCACACUGGGAAAAAGGUGUACAUGAUCCUCGGAUUCACCAUUGGUUACGUUUGUCCGACAGUGACUGUGGCUGUUACAUACGUGUACUACGACCUAGCAAGUGACAUUCCAUACUACAGCUCCAAAACGUGCUGGCUUACCUAUAAGUCAGCAAUGCAGGGAUCCAUCCACGCAUUUCUCUUCCCAGUCGGGACCAUUAUUCUGGUGAACCUGUUUUCCAUGAUGGUGGUCAUUGCAACUGUUUUAAAGCCAUCUGGAGCUGAGAGCAACAAAAAGGGAGACAAAGAAGCUAUGAAAAGCAUCAUCAAAGUGGUUAUCUUUCUCACGCCAGUUUUUGGGGGGACUUGGAUUCUGGGGCUUUUUGUGUUUCUGAUGGACGACUUUACACAGUUUAUUACAUACGUAGUGCAUUACUCAUUCACCAUUGUCAACUCCCUGCAGGGCUUCUUCAUCUUGUUGACAGGAUGUUUUGCAGAAAAAAGGGUCCGAGAUGAAAUAUUGAGAAUAGUUCUGGGGAAAUCAGGAAAAGAUCAAGGAACAGUAACAACCACAAAAUAAAUGAUCCAUAUAAAUGAAUGCACACAAGAAGGAGCAUGUAAAAAAUUAUAGGACAUUGAUCCACCUCUGAACCCACAGAAGCAACAAAAAUAGGAGAGGGAGCGCAACUGUUUGCUGAAGACCUAAAAGUACUUGUACUUUAAAAGACGUUAAGUCGACAUCUUUGGAACAAAGUAUAGGCUGUUGUCAUCCCUUUUUAUUUACUGUAUAAAAUUAGGAACAAACAGUGAGAAACAGAUAAAAAAUAUAUAUAUAAUAAAUGUUAAUGUUUGUGUUUUUAAAAGAACAAUAUAAGUACUGCUGUAUAUAUGUAGCAAUUAUCUGUAGUUUUCUACUCUGAUUGUUGUUGUCUUUUAUUUAACACUGUCUCUCUACAUGUAAUGUAAAAAGUGGUCACCUACCUAGGUUGUAAGCUGAUUAGUUUUAGCUCUGCUUCUAUUUUGCAAAACAUAAAAAAACUAUUACAUCAACUUCUGCGUACUAUUUAGUAAUUCUGACAAAAUAUCUGAAGUUAAUUUAACACAUCUUAAGCACUCUUCUUGAGAUUGACAAUAUAUAUUUUUGGUCGUUGUUGUUUUUUUUUUUUUUUUUUUUCUCUUGUUAGACCCAUUUCCUUGUUUCUUUUAAAGGGAUAUGGAAAAUAGAGGGAUGAGAUUGUUAAUAAAGAUGUUUAUUGUAAGAUGGUUAAUUAAUAAAAUACUUUGCUUAUCAAAGA